Molecule: messenger RNA, 1398 nt
Organism: Didymosphaeria variabile
Lineage: Eukaryota; Fungi; Ascomycota; Dothideomycetes; Pleosporales; Didymosphaeriaceae
Exons: 3
Coding region: 1-1398 (465 amino acids)
Source: RefSeq, a predicted model, not a curated record
AUGGCGACGAACAGUAUUACAAAUGGUACCGCUAAACGCGCAAUUCGCAUCGGUGGAGCAUCCGGCGGCUUCACCGACCGCGUACGCGCCAUAUCGCGCCUGGCAUCUGAUCCAUCUGUCGAUGCCCUCGUAGGAGACUGGCUUUCCGAAAAUGUAAUGACUGGCUAUGGCGCAGGCAAAGAAGCCCGCCGGAAACUCGAAAAAGAGCGAGGUUCUUCUUUCUCGUUCGAGGAGAAGCGCCAAAAUGCACACUUUGCAUCUACGUUCCUGCAGUGCUUUGAGCCCGCGAUAGGAACGCUCAAGAAAAACGGAGCGAAGUUGGUGGUCAAUGCGGGCGCGAACGAUACGGAGGUUCUCGCUGAGGUGGUGCGUAGGCUAUGUGUGGAGAGGGAAGGGUGGGAGGCGAAGGUUGCGUGGGUAGAGGGCGAUGAGGUGACGGAUCAAUUCAAAGAUAUGGCGGCACGAGGGCAUGUUUUCAAGAACCUUGGUGAUGGGCGCACGCUAGAAGAAUGGGGUCAUAAGCCGUUGUGUGCGCAGGCGUACUUGGGAAGUCUGGGCAUUAGCGAGGCGUUGAAGCAGGGCGCGGAUAUCGUUAUCUGCGGGAGAGUCAGUGACGCGGCACCUACGAUAGGGUUGAGCGCGUGGUGGCAUGGCUGGAAGAAUGAUGAUUGGGAUCAGCUGGCGGGUGCGUUGAUUGCGGGCCAUCUAAUCGAAUGCAGUGCAUUUAUUACGGGAGGGUAUUACAGCGGCUUUAAGGAUCUCAUGAAGUCAGGAAAACAUCUCAACUUAGGGUUCCCGAUCGCGGAAGUCGAAGCAUCAGGGAAUUGCGUGAUAGCGAAAGAAUCUAACACGGGCGGCAUGGUGAACACCGAGACCGUAACGUCCCAGCUCGUCUACGAGAUCUCCGGUCCUCUCUACCUCAAUUCGGACGUUGUCGCCAACCUCGAAAACGUGUCUCUGACACAGCUCAACAGCGACCGCGUGCGCGUCUCGGGCAUCACGGGACUGCCUCCUCCAGCUACGACUCGCGUCGGUGUCACUGCGCACGGGGGAUAUCAAGCUGAGUGGCAUUUCUACCUGGUGGGGUUGGACAUGCAAGAGAAGGUUCGCUGGAUGGAAGAGCAAGCAAGAUAUGCGAUUGGCGAGGAGAUCAUGAGCAAGUUCACCUGCUUGAGAUUCCAGUUGCUAGGUUAUACAGGAGAGGGUGUAGGCGUGGGAACACAGGACUGGAAUACGGCGGACUUGAGAAUUUUUGCUCAAGGGCUGAGGAAGGAGUUGUUUGAUGGCAGUGAUCCUGACGGAUUUGCGAGGAAGCUUUAUGAGACGGUGUUGCAGAGCUGCCCGGUGAGUAUCUUAAUUACGCAUGCGAUGCGGGACUCUACUAAUAGGUGGAAAUAG